AAGCAUACAACAAGAGCCAUGUUGUUCCAUUGUCUCUCCCCCCCAUUUUACAAAACGAUAGUUCACCACACUUCAUGGAUGAGUUGGUGAGACUCCGACCGAGACAAACCUCAACCUCACAGAACAAUACGACCGAUGAUUAUGUAUCGUCGGGUGAAGAUGGGCCUAAUGACCCUCUAACCUCCGACUCAAAGACCGAAUCAAACUGGAGUUCUGACUCCGCCACAACCUCGACGGGACUGUCGGCCGUCAUACGAGUCAUGUCAGAUUCUCUUCUGAGAACGGAACUGGCGGAAAUGGAGAUGAUCAAGGCUCGCGAGACAGCGAGGUGGGAAGCUGAGAAGAGAAGGAUGGAAAUGGAACUGGAGUUGACUCGAAUGGCGCUUCAGACUCAUUUACAGGCGACAACGUCUUUACUUGUCGAAGAACAGGAGAUCUCUCCGUCGUCGCGGAGGAAAAGGAAGAGAUCACAAGUUAUAGAAGACGAGUCCUCCACCACAAGGGAAAACAGUUUAGCUUUAUUGGGCUUACUCCAACUUAACCUGAUCUUCUCGAACUCAUUGACCUGAAAAAAAGUGCAGUACGUCAAAGUCAAAUAUCAACUGGAUGAUGACUUACGCUCGGAAACUGUCUUAUUGUUCUUAUAUUAUGUGUGUGUUUACUAUGCUAAUACCCUUUCCUUCCAACGUCUCUAAUGAAUAAGAUUUUACAAUCUACCGUCUCUGUUAUUAAUCAGAAACAAAUAUAAGAUGUGUCUUUUGGUACGA
Molecule: messenger RNA, 767 nt
Organism: Raphanus sativus (radish)
Lineage: Eukaryota; Viridiplantae; Streptophyta; Magnoliopsida; Brassicales; Brassicaceae
Exons: 2
Coding region: 75-569 (164 amino acids)
Source: RefSeq, a predicted model, not a curated record